AUGUGGAAGACACUGCGCCCGGUAGCCCGCGCCAUGAGCACGACGGCCAAGAAGGAGGUCAAGAUCAACAAGUACUCGGCGAUCCUCACGGAGCACAAGAGCCGCGGCGCGGCGCAGGCCAUGCUGUACGCGACCGGCAUCAAGGAGGAAGACAUCACGAACGCGCAGGUCGGCAUUGCGAGCAUGUGGUGGGAAGGCAACCCAUGCAACAUGCAUUUGCUGGACCUCGCCGGCGCCAUCAAGAGCGGCGUUGAGGCCGAAGGCCUCGUGGGCCUGCGCUUCAACACGAUCGGCGUCAGCGACGGCAUUAGCAUGGGCACGGACGGCAUGUGCUACAGUCUCCAGUCGCGCGACCUCAUCGCGGACUCGAUCGAGACGGUCAUGGGCGGCCAGUGGUACGAUGGCAACAUUUGCAUCCCGGGCUGCGACAAGAACAUGCCGGGCGCGCUCAUCGCGAUGGCCCGCCACAACCGCCCGUCCAUGAUCGUGUACGGCGGCACCAUCCGCGCCGGCUGCGGCGCCAACAACGAGAAGCUCGACAUUGUCUCCGCCUUCCAGUCGUACGGACAGUACAUUGCCAAGAGCAUUACGGAGGACGAGCGCAAGGACAUCCUCCGCAAGGCGUGUCCGGGUCCUGGCGCUUGCGGCGGCAUGUACACGGCCAACACCAUGGCCACAGCGAUCGAAGUGCUCGGCCUCUCGCUCCCGUACUCGUCGAGCUACCCGGCCGAGUCGCCCGAGAAGAUGCAAGAGUGCCGUGAUGCUGGCAAGGCGAUUCGGUACCUCCUCGAGCACGACAUCAAGCCCCGCGACAUCAUGACGCGGGCGGCCUUUGAGAACGCGAUUGCGGUGACGAUGGCCCUCGGUGGCUCGACGAACGCAGUCUUGCACUUGAUUGCGGUCGCCCGCGCGGCCGGCGUGCCGCUGACGAUCGACGACUUUGAGGUCAUCAGCGAGAAGGUUCCGUUCCUCGCCGACCUCAAGCCCAGCGGCAAAUACGUCAUGGAAGAUCUGCACAAGGUCGGCGGCAUUCCCGCCGUGUGCAAGUACCUCCUGGAGAAGGGCAUUCUGACCGGCGACGUGCUUACGAUCACGGGCAAGACGCUGGCCGAGAACGUCGCCAACGUCCCAGGUCUCUCGGACAACCACACGAUCAUCCACCCGGUCGAGUCGCCCAUCAAGGCGUCGGGCCACAUCCGCAUCCUGCGCGGCAACAUGGCGCCCGAAGGCUCUGUCGCCAAGAUCACGGGCAAGGAAGGGCUCCACUUCAAGGGCGAGGCGCGCGUCUACGACUGCGAAGAAGACAUGUUGAAAGCGCUCGAGGACGGCGACAUCACAAAGGGCCACGUCAUCAUCAUUCGCUACGAAGGCCCGAAGGGCGGCCCGGGCAUGCCCGAGAUGCUCACGUGCACGUCGGCCAUCAUGGGUGCUGGUCUCGGCAGCGACGUUGCCAUGCUCACAGACGGUCGCUUCUCGGGUGGCUCCCACGGCUUUAUCAUUGGGCACAUUACGCCCGAGGCCCAGGUCGGCGGCCCCAUUGCGCUCGUCCAGUCGGGCGACAUUGUCGAAAUCGACGCGGUCCAGAACCGCAUCGACAUCACCGGCGUCUCAGACGACGAGAUGGCGCUGCGGGCAAAGGCGUGGCGCGCGCCGCCGCUCAAGGCCACGCGCGGCACGCUCUACAAGUACAUCAAGAACGUCUCGUCGGCGUCGCUGGGCUGCGUCACGGACGAGUAA
Molecule: messenger RNA, 1737 nt
Organism: Saprolegnia parasitica CBS 223.65
Lineage: Eukaryota; Oomycota; Saprolegniomycetes; Saprolegniales; Saprolegniaceae
Product: dihydroxy-acid dehydratase
Exons: 6
Coding region: 1-1737 (578 amino acids)
Biological process (GO): branched-chain amino acid biosynthetic process
Molecular function (GO): dihydroxy-acid dehydratase activity
Source: RefSeq, a predicted model, not a curated record